Molecule: messenger RNA, 4080 nt
Organism: Sabethes cyaneus
Lineage: Eukaryota; Metazoa; Arthropoda; Insecta; Diptera; Culicidae
Exons: 1
Coding region: 1-4080 (1359 amino acids)
Source: RefSeq, a predicted model, not a curated record
AUGGAGGACGGCCAAGAAAGAUUGCUGGCAGCAAACAGCGGCCAGCGCUCGCAGCUUCCAACCGAUGCACUUAUUUUGCAAAUUCUCGAGCAACUGAAACAGCAACAACUCGUGACAAAUCAACUCCUCCACCAGCAGUACGAGUCCCAAGAACAGCAACGAGCUUUCAUCCGGCAGCAGGGAGAUGCACUCCGGAAUAUUCAAGUACCGACUAAUCCAGAAACCAUCCUGGAUUUAUUAGCGGCCAACGUGAAGGAAUUUCGGUAUGAUGUGGAGAGUAACAUAACCUUUGCUGCUUGGUUCACCCGUUACGAGGAUCUAUUCGCAAGCGACGCUGCCCGCCUUGAUGAUCCAGCAAAAGUGAGACUGUUAAUCCGUAAACUCGGUCUUGCUGAACACGAACGCUAUUUGAGCUUCAUCCUACCGAAAACCCCGAAGGACUUCACCUUCGAUGAAACAGUUACCAAACUAACAGGUUUGUUCGGUACAAGUGAAUCAUUAAUCAGCAGACGGUAUCGUUGCCUGCAGGUUACCAAAGGGCCGACUGAAGACUUCGUGACGUACUCCUGCCGUGUAAAUAAAAGCUGCGUUGAGUUCGAGUUGGGAAAAUUAUCGGAGGAAGAAUUUAAGUCGCUUAUCUACGUUUGCGGUCUGAAAUCCGAGGCUGAUGCUGAAAUAAGGACCCGACUACUGACGAAGAUGGAGGAUAGAACGAGUGUCACCCUAGAGCACCUAUCCUCCGAAUGCAAGCGGCUGAUGAACCUCCGACACGAUACCGCUAUGAUAGAAAAUACGGCGAAUGCGGUCAACGUCAUCAAAAAGCAGAAACCUUUUCGAAAGCGGCAACAAUAUUGCGGGAAAAGAACGCCGAAAUCAGAGGUCAACCGAAAUGCUUCGCAUAGCAGAGACAAGCGCGAACCAGCGAGUCCCUGCUGGAAUUGUGGCAUGAUGCAUUAUGCUCGUGACUGCAGUUUCAAGAAACAUCGAUGUUCGGAAUGCAACAGGUUCGGGCAUAAAGAAGGUUACUGUUCCACUUCGCAGAAGUCCCGCCGCAGGCAAUUCAGACGCAAAUCAAACAGCAUUACAGUGUCUACCCAAAUUGUCUCCGCCUCUGUAAAUACAGUGCAGCAUCGAAGAAAGUUUUUGUCAGUUCAGUUAAAUGGCGUCCCAGUCCGUCUACAAUUUGAUACAGCCAGUGAUAUUUCCGUCGUUUCUGCAGAAACAUGGUGUCGACUUGGCAAGCCAGCUACAAGACCACCGUCAGUGCAGGCCAGAGCAGCAUCCGGCGACCCCCUUUCGUUAAUUUCGGAGUUUGACUGUUCCAUCAACGUGAAUGGUAUUGUUCAGACUGGCACCGUCUUUGUAGUUGCGCAAAACUUGCAUAUCAUGGGACUGGAUCUAAUAGAAGCGUUUCAGCUCGACUCGGUCCCUAUGAAAGCGUUUUGUCAGCAAAUUGAUUCGAGUACGGUGGUUGAUAAGUUAAAAGCAGAUUUUCCGGAAGUUUUUAGUACCACUCUGGGGAAGUGCAGUAAGGCGACAGUAAAGCUGGAACUCAAGCCGGGGCAGAAAGCAGUUUUUCGACCGAAACGCCCGGUGGCUUAUGCAACCUACCGUGCUGUAGACGACGAAUUGGAUCGUCUCGAACGCAUGAAAAUCAUCACACCGGUGGACUACUCCGAAUGGGCCGCACCAAUUGUGGUCGUUCGGAAAGCGAAUGGGAACAUUCGGAUUUGCGGUGAUUAUUCCACGGGAUUGAAUGACGCACUUCAGCCGCAUCAAUACCCUCUACCGUUACCACAGGAUAUAUUCGUAAAGCUGGCAAAUUGUAAGUUAUUCAGUAUCAUCGACAUGUCAGAGUCUUACCUGCAGGUUGGUGUCGAUGACGCCACGAGUAUGCUACUCUCUAUCAACACCCACCGUGGCAUUUACAAAGUCAACCGUUUAGCACCUGGCGUAAAAGCAGCUCCCGGGGCAUUUCAACAACUGGUUGACACUAUGUUGGCAGGACUCAAGCACACCUGCGGCUACAUCGACGAUAUUGUCGUCGGUGGAGAAAAUGAGGAGGAACAUUGGCAUAACCUCAAAGCUCUUUUUCAACGGUUGAAGGAAUUCGGCUUCACCAUCCGUUUGGAAAAAUGUUCAUUCCAACGACAGCAGAUCAAGUAUUUGGGACAUUUGCUUGACCACCAUGGAAUUCGACCAGAUCCAGCCAAAAUAGAAGCAAUUAAGCUUAUGCCAGCGCCAACAACCGUAUCGGAAGUUAGAUCCUUUUUAGGGGCUAUUAAUUUUUAUGGCAAGUUUGUGCCAAAUAUGCGUGCAUUACGAUAUCCAUUGGACAUGCUGUUAAAGACCGAAGCCAAAUUCAACUGGACGGCAGAGUGCCAGGCUGCGUUUGUUGAGUUCAAACAAAUCUUGUCAUCAGAUCUUCUCCUAACUCACUAUAACCCAAAAUUGGAGAUUAUUGUUUCUGCAGAUGCCUCUUCUGUGGGCCUAGGCGCAACCAUCAGUCAUCGCUUUCCAGACGGGUCACUGAAGGUCAUUCAACAUGCUUCCAGAGCAUUGGCGCCAGCGGAACGCAACUAUAGUCAACCGGAUAGAGAAGGAUUGGCCAUUAUCUUCGCGGUUACUAAAUUCCACCGCAUGAUAUUUGGUCGCAAGUUCCGGCUUCAGACCGAUCAUGCACCUCUGCUGCGAAUCUUCGGUUCAAAAAAGGGAAUCCCUGUAUACACUGCCAAUCGUUUACAACGAUGGGCCCUCACGCUUUUAAUGUACGAUUUUGUAAUCGAGUAUGUGUCGACGGAUAAAUUCGGUCAUGCAGACAUUCUUUCUCGGCUAAUCAAUCACCAUGCCAGACCUGAGGAAGAUUACGUGAUAGCAGCUGUUACACUUGAAAACGAUAUCAACUCAGUGGCGUUUGAUUCGUUCACCAUCCUUCCUCUCAAUUUUAAGGAAGUACUGCAAAGUACUCGAACGGACCCGAUUCUUAGCAAAGUGUACAAGUUCGUUCAAGAAGGUUGGCCAAAAUUCUUGCCCAGCAGUGCUGAUCGUGAGUUGGCAAAAUUUUUCCACCAGCGUGAAUCAUUAACAACAGUGCAAGGAUGUAUACUUUAUGGUGAGCGGCUGGUAAUCCCGUUGCAACUACGGAAACGAUGUCUCACCCAGCUUCAUCAAGGUCAUCCCGGAAUCCAGCGGAUGAAGGCGGUUUCCCGAAGCUACGUGUAUUGGCCAGCUCUUGAUGUCGAAAUAGAGGGUUUCGUUAAAGCAUGCCCUCACUGCGCUUUGGUUGCUAAAUCACCGGCACAUGCGUCACCAGUACCAUGGCCAAAACCUAGUCGCCCAUGGCAAAGGGUACAUAUCGGCGGAUGGCGGCCGAUGGAAGAAGCACUGGAUACAUUUCUCCUAACGUACCGGAGUACUCCAAACCGUUCUACACCAGAUGGGCUCUCACCUUCGGAAGUUUUAUUCGGACGACGUAUUCGAACAUCCCUCGAAUUACUGCGGGUACCACCGAAGCAAACACCAGAGUUAAGCGAGCAGGGUGCAGCAGAUAGGCGAACCUUUCAGCGGAAUGAUUUCGUGUAUGCCAAGGUUUAUAAAAACAACGCUUGGAGUUGGGUACCUGGUACGAUUCUGGAAAAAGUAGGGAACGUAAUGUUUAAUGUUUGGAUCCAAGACCGACGUCUAAUACGGUCGCAUCUGAAUCAACUUCGAAGCCGAUUAUCAUCCAGUGCUGUACGAGACCAAGAAGCAAAGCAACCUUCGGCGAAUAAAUCGUUGCCGUUAGACAUUUUACUUGAUGCUUGGGGCCUGCGAGGUUCAUCAUCUAUUCCAUUUUCAUCCAGUGGUCAGGAAUCUUCGGCGUCGCCCGAGUAUGACGUCACCUUCCAGGAACUAUCAAUAUCGCCACCGAUGGUGUCCCAUAACACGUCGACCAGCGCAGAGCAGUCGUCUUCGUCCACCACAUCGUCAUCUUCUAGCUUCGAAUCUGCAAAUGCCAGUACACCGACGGUCCAGUUACCUCGGCGCUCUUCCCGUGUCAGAAGGGCUCCUCAAUGGCUCAACCUAUACGAACGCAAUUAA